This is a messenger RNA of Mizuhopecten yessoensis (Yesso scallop), 1464 nucleotides long. Its product is annotated as kielin/chordin-like protein. The transcript has 7 exons. Bases 106 to 762 code for a protein of 218 amino acids. The record is from RefSeq and is a predicted model, not a curated record. NCBI's taxonomy places the organism in Eukaryota, Metazoa, Mollusca, Bivalvia, Pectinida, Pectinidae.
AAUUUGAAUACCUUACACUCUGUAAGCAUCACGCGACGGUAAUAGACUGAUACACAUACUUAACCAGGAAUCACAUACACACACAUUGUAUAGGAUUUGUCUAUAAUGAUGUUGGUGGUUAUACUUAUGAUUUCGGCAGUCCAUCUACAUGGUUCUUUAGCAGUUUCUGAGCCUUUUCCUAUUCGUGAUCUUCGCUUAGGGAGAGAUCCACGAUGCCCUCCCAACAUGAGUGGAUUCGGUAUUUGUGCUUUUAUGUGUGGCAGUGGAGGAUGUGAUUCCGGUAAAAUAUGCUGUCCAACAGCGUGCGGAGGAACUACUUGUCAAACUCCUCGUGCACCUUCGGCUCCGCAGCCCCUUCCCAGCCCCUGUCCUCCGGGCGUGCCCAUGGCAUCCUGCUCUCAUCUUCCAUGUGACAAAGAGAGUUGCCCGAACUACCCAUACGCCAAAUGUGUGAACAAUUACUGCGGUGGUUGUAAUGCAAAGUUCUACGUAAAGGGAAAAGAAGUGACGAAAACCUGUAAGAAAAUAACACCUAUUAAGCCCCACUUACCAUCGCCUUGCAAGAAAGGAGUACGCAUGGUGCAAUGCUUCGCCAACCCUUGUGAUGUACAACAGUGUCUCAGUCUGCCACAUGCUGUUUGUGUAUCUGACUACUGUGGAGGCUGCAACGCCAGGUUUUAUAUAAACGAUGAAGAAGUAACAGGAAUGUGUAGGAGAAGACGGUUUCCUUAUCUGUUCAGGCGCCGUUUUUAUUUGAAAUAACUAUUAUACAAACAGGACGUUAAUGCAGACAUAUACAUGUACUGAAAAUACUGUAAAUCACCUGUAUUUCGUGAUAUAGAAACAGUAAAACCUGUGUGAUACGAUACCCUGAAGGAAUCACCUAAUUCGUUGGAUAAGAUCGCGGGGUCUGAAUACACAGGUUUCUUUUUAAUUCUUCUCUAUCAGAAAUUGGAUAUCUGCAGGUUGUUGGAAUAUCGUGAGUAGGACUAAAGAGGAUUUACUGUACUCGAAUUGACUUGGUUGGUUAAACCCGACUUUACAUAUCACUGAUACAGGGCAAACAAUUGAUAUGGAGAGAACUGUUUAUGGUGUCCUGUUGAAUUACAUAGGAUUCAUAAGUGUGGUGCAAAAUAUCUUCAUCACGGGAGUGCAAACUAAAUCAGUUUGAGAAAUAGCGUUAUAUUUGUAAAGACCAUGGUUCAAAUCUCAACCUAGCCCCGCUCUUUCUAGAUGAAAGAACACUGUUAUUGAUUAUAUGUAUUUUGUUUAAAUUUAUUCUUUAUUGUGUUUUCUUAAAAGUCCCUUAAGGUAUAUUUUUCUUUUCAUACAUAUUUUUUUUCAAAUGAUAAUCAUGCUAGCAAAAAAAUAUGUUUCAGGUCCAUACUUACAAGUUUUUAUAGUGCUACGAGGAUCGUUAACCUACCAUUUUUAAGAUCAGUGAUACAAUAUACAUUAACAUUU